Messenger RNA from Fulvia fulva, 1395 nucleotides. RefSeq names its product Serine/threonine-protein kinase ppk23. The record is from RefSeq and is a predicted model, not a curated record. The coding region runs from base 1 to 1395 and encodes 464 amino acids. Gene Ontology annotation, molecular function: ATP binding; cyclin-dependent protein serine/threonine kinase activity. Gene Ontology annotation, cellular component: nucleus. Gene Ontology annotation, biological process: regulation of mitotic cell cycle; protein phosphorylation. NCBI's taxonomy places the organism in Eukaryota, Fungi, Ascomycota, Dothideomycetes, Mycosphaerellales, Mycosphaerellaceae. The transcript is spliced from 2 exons.
AUGCCAUCUCGCUGGGCAGACACCGAAGAAGAUGCGGCCGAGGAUGCGCGACGGAAGGCUGAGAAGGAAGAGAAGAAGCGACUGAAGGCCGAGAAACAGCGCAAAGCAGAAGAAGCACAAGUUGCACAACGAGCAGCUGCAGCACAAGCGAAUGGACAUGCGCGAGAAGAUGGUGACGAGCGACCGAGCAAACGACGGCGAAUAUCACAGGAAGAUCGAGGCAAUGCACUACAACAUGCGCCAGCACUUGCGCGGAAGUUGCUGCGGUUCAAUGCGCCGACAUGGCAGCCAUGCCGCUCUGUAGAACGAUUCGACCGACUGAACCACAUCGAAGAAGGGAGUUACGGCUAUGUGUCAAGAGCGAGCGAGGAAGCGACGGGUGAGAUCGUGGCCAUCAAGAAGCUGAAGCUCAACCCUGCGACAGAUGGCGGCUUCUCCGUCACAGCACUACGCGAGAUACAAUGCCUCAACGCCGUCAAGCAUCGGCACAUUGUGGAGCUGCGCGAAGUCGUCGCAGGGCAAGGCGACAGUCGAGGCGAUGUAUACCUGGUCAUGGAGCUCCUCGAGCAUGACCUCAAGACGCUGCAGGAAGAGAUGGAGGAGCCAUUCUUGCCGUCUGAGAUCAAAACACUGCUGUUACAGCUUGGCAGCGCGGUCGAGUUCUUGCACGACCAUUGGAUCCUGCAUCGAGAUUUGAAGACCAGUAACAUCCUCAUGAACAACCGCGGAGAGAUCAAGCUCGCGGACUUCGGCAUGGCACGAUUCUGCGGAGAUCCUCCCCCACAGAAUCUUACCCAACUAGUGGUGACGUUGUGGUAUCGCUCACCAGAGCUACUGCUGGGAGCUACCACAUACGAUGCAGCGAUCGACAUGUGGAGCAUUGGUUGCAUCUUUGGCGAGCUGCUCACAAAACAUCCUCUCCUUCAAGGCAAGAACGAGGUAGACCAACUUAGUAAGACAUUCGAGCUCUGCGGUAUACCUACCGAGGAGACAUGGCCCGGCUUCAAGCGCCUACCCAACGCACGAUCGAUGCGUCUACCGUCAAACAGCAAGUCCGCCACAGGCUCGAUCAUACGGUCCAAGUUCCCGACUUUGACAAACGGCGGUGCAAGUCUGAUGAACAGUCUGCUCAGUUUGGACCCAUCGAAGCGGCCUAGUGCCAAGGAGAUGCUGGAACAUGCCUACUUCCGCGAGGACCCACGUCCCAAGCCGGCAGCAAUGUUUCCUACUUUUCCUUCGAAAGCAGGUCAAGAGAAACGGAAGCGACGUGCAAGUCCAAACGCCCCAAUCCGUGGCGCUGCUCCUGGCUUGCAAGUCGACGUGGACUUCAAUUCAAUCUUCAAGGGUCGCGAGGAGGAAGAGAAGGGUGGUGGCUUCCAGCUUAAGCUGGUCUAA